AUGGGAAUCCGAGGAGCGAAAAGAUUGCUUCAAGCGCAAGCGAAACCAGUGGAUACGACUGAGUUGCAACAGUUCUCCGAGAUACCAGUUGAUAUAUCGCUCGACGGAUUAUCAUUAUUAUACGAAAGUCUUACGCCAGAAAAUCUAAAAGUUACUACUGACCCAUCAUACAUCGAUGGUUAUGAUGAAAACUUGAUGACCGAAUCAACCUACAAGAUGACUUAUAAUUAUGUAAACGAAAUUCAAUUGCAAUGUCCGGUGUAUAGAGUGAAAAUUUACAUCGAUGGACCAUCUCCUAGCUUGAAAUCAAAAAAUAUGUCAGCUAAUAGGAAGUUUGACUUAAAUUUGGCCAUAGAGCUCAUGUGCCAGAAGAUAAUUCAACGAUUGCCGUUCAACGGUGAAAGUAAGGUCAUUAAAUUACCAUUUGGAGAAGCCGAAUAUGAGUGCUUCUUGCGAAGGGACGUAUCGCGACCAAACAUCCUUAGAUCAAGAGACAGUGACCUUUUCCACAUAUGUUAUGGUUAUCAAAAACAAACAGCUAACGAUGCUGUUUUCUACUUUAAUCCUGAUUGGAACUGUAUGUAUAAUAUGUCGGAAAUAAAUUUAAACAUGCCAAAGUUAGUGUGUUCAACAAUUCUGUUUCUAAAAGGCACUGACCUCACAAAAAAAAUCUUGGAUGAAGAUAAAUGCAUGAAGGUGUUCCAAUUAUUUAAAAAUGAAUUUAAAAAUAUAAGUAAGGAAAAUAUAAUAGCCAUAAUGAAGGAAAUAGAAGCAGUUAGGCAUAUUUGUCGAAAGUAUCACGACAAAGAGCGGAAAAUACAAUCAAUGAUCACCGAAAAAAUUGAAUCACAAAGUAUUGAUGGACUAUAUGAAAUUGGAGAUGUAGAGAAAAUUGUCAAAAGUCUAGAGAAAAUAAUAAGGACAGCUCAAAGAAAAAAGAAAUAUUCGGCAAAUAAUAAUGUUUCUAGCGUAUUUGCAGUCCCUGAAGAUGAUUUGAAAAUAAUAACGUGGAGUGCCAACUACAGCCUAAUCGGGGCUCGGCUUAUUGGCUAUCAUACAAGGAACAGUGGCUGA
Messenger RNA from Ceutorhynchus assimilis (cabbage seed weevil), 1074 nucleotides. The record is from the annotation of a GenBank genome assembly. NCBI's taxonomy places the organism in Eukaryota, Metazoa, Arthropoda, Insecta, Coleoptera, Curculionidae.